Messenger RNA from Chlamydomonas reinhardtii, 1858 nucleotides. RefSeq lists its product as uncharacterized. The transcript is spliced from 9 exons. Gene Ontology annotation, molecular function: tryptophan synthase activity. The record is from RefSeq and is a predicted model, not a curated record. Gene Ontology annotation, biological process: L-tryptophan biosynthetic process. Gene Ontology annotation, cellular component: cytoplasm. The coding region runs from base 38 to 1384 and encodes 448 amino acids. Lineage: Eukaryota; Viridiplantae; Chlorophyta; Chlorophyceae; Chlamydomonadales; Chlamydomonadaceae.
CUACUUUCACCUAGUAUAAUUUCAUUAGGCAAUAGCCAUGAACAUCACUGCCCCUACUCGCCUGGAUUCCCGUCCCGUCGCGAGCGCUCGCAGCAGCGCUCGCUCGGUGGCCCCUCGCGUUGCUAGCCGCAAGUCUACUGUUCGCAUUGCUGCUGUUGCUGCGCCUGAGCGCCCGAUUACCGACUACCAGCGCCCGGACGCAAAUGGUCGCUAUGGCCAGUUCGGCGGCAAGUACGUGCCUGAGACCCUGAUCCCUGCCCUGGAGCAGCUGGAGAAGGACUACAACGAGGCGAUUGCGGACCCUGCGUUUAAGGCGGAGAUGGAGGCUAUCCUGAAGGACUACGUGGGUCGCGAGACGCCCCUUUACCACGCCGAGCGCCUGUCGGCGCACUACAAGACCGCGGACGGCGGCCACGCUGAGAUUUACCUAAAGCGUGAGGACCUGAACCACACUGGCGCGCAUAAGAUCAACAACUCGCUGGGCCAGGCCCUGCUGUGCAAGCGCCUGAACAAGCAGCGCAUCAUUGCGGAGACCGGUGCCGGCCAGCACGGUGUGGCCACGGCCACCAUCUGCGCCCGCCUGGGCCUGAAGUGCAUUGUGUACAUGGGCGCUAAGGACAUGGAGCGCCAGGCGCUGAACGUGUUCCGCAUGCGCCUGUGCGGUGCGGAGGUCCGCCCCGUGCACAGCGGCACCGCCACGCUGAAGGAUGCCACCAGCGAGGCCAUCCGCGACUGGGUCACCAACGUGGAGACCACCCACUACAUCCUGGGGUCGGCCGCUGGCCCCCACCCCUACCCCAUGAUGGUGCGCGAGUUCCAGUCUGUCAUCGGCCGCGAGACCAAGGUGCAGGCGCAGGAGAAGUGGGGCGGCCUGCCCGACAUCGUGAUGGCGUGCGUGGGCGGCGGCUCCAACGCCAUCGGCAUCUUCAACGAGUUCAUCAACGACACCUCGGUCCGCCUGAUCGGCGUGGAGGCCGGCGGUGAGGGCGUCAACACCACCAAGCACGCCGCCACGCUGACCAUGGGCACGCCCGGCGUGCUGCACGGCAGCUACAGCUACCUGCUGCAGGACGAUGACGGCCAGAUCAUUGACCCCCACUCCAUCAGCGCCGGCCUGGACUACCCCGGCAUUGGCCCCGAGCACUCGUUCCUCAAGGACGUGAAGCGCGCAGAGUACUACGCCGUCACGGACGCCGAGGCGCUGGAGGGCUUCCAGCUGCUCAGCAAGUUGGAAGGCAUUAUCCCCGCGCUGGAGACCAGCCACGCCAUCGCCUACCUGGAGAAGCUGAUCCCCACGCUCAAGUCAGGAACCCGCGUGGUCAUUAACUGCUCGGGCCGCGGCGACAAGGACGUCAACAACGCCAUGAAGUACAUCAACCCUUAAACGACCAGCACUGUGCUUUGACAGACAAGCUCACGCGUGUCGUGGCGGCGGUAUCGGCGCUGUGGAUGGGCCCGGGUUUACUGGCUGCGACGCAGCAGCUAGCCGGCCUGCAGCGCGAAGGAGCGUAGUGUGUACGGCGCGGCUGGAUUUUGAAGACGAGGAGCGAAGGGGCUGAUAGUUGGCGCAAGGGUGCUGCCGCGGCGUGCGCAGCGCUGCGUUCCAGUGGCCCAGUGAUUGAAAGGGGAGCGUACGUGACUAUGACUUGGGCGUGGGACGAGGCCCGGUUGGGGCUGAGGCGGAUUAUGAGUUCGCGUGUGGGAGCGGGAGUGACUGCAGGUUUGUUUGAGAGCAGAGCGAAGGGCCGCCUUGGUCGCAGUGUGCACUGGGCGUGCUUUGGUGAGACCGGGGCCGAAGGGAGAUGGUUGCAGUACUCACUUUGUUGCUACCAAUCGCAUGUUGUAAUAAUAAUGUUUA